Molecule: messenger RNA, 2421 nt
Organism: Rosa rugosa (rugosa rose)
Lineage: Eukaryota; Viridiplantae; Streptophyta; Magnoliopsida; Rosales; Rosaceae
Product: protein trichome birefringence-like 4
Exons: 5
Coding region: 215-2152 (645 amino acids)
Cellular component (GO): Golgi apparatus
Molecular function (GO): O-acetyltransferase activity
Source: RefSeq, a predicted model, not a curated record
GUAAAUAUAUUGAAGUAAGUCAAACUAAUUUACCUCUUCAACAGAAAACUGUCUUUCCAGUUUCAUGAAAAUUGAAACUGAUAACAAGAAAACUAGUCUGUCUCUUCUCCCACCAUCGUCUUCCUCUCUAUUUUCAGAAUUUCAGGUAGACUCAAGGUUGUAACAGCAGACUCAUCACACCCCCUCCACCUUGAUCUACUUAAAAGAUAUAACAAUGGCGGAUUGGGGACAUUCCUCAACAACAGAACACCUCUUACCAACAACCCUAGGAGAGUCGAAAGCCUCUCCUAGGCCUUCAGUACUUGCACAUAUCACAACAAGCACAGAAUAUUCCUCAAUGACAAGCCCACAUUCAACAAGAGCCGACACCAGCAAGGCCUCAAUGUUUUCAAUCUUCUUCUCCAAGAGAAAUUCCAUGGUUUGUACUUAUGCAUUCACAAUUGUCUUCAUUACAUGUACCAUCCUCUUGGUUUUCAACCCUUCUCGCCCUUCGGUUCCUUUUGGCUUCAAAAAUCUUCUUCUUUAUACCUCUCCUCAGACCCCAAACCCUCAUUGGAAACACGAUUCUUUACCACAGUUUGAUGAGAUUGGAAGUUUGAAAGAGAAUGUGGGGAUUGAUCAGAAGGGAUUUCAGAUUGGUCUUAAUCAAUCUUCUGGGGGAAAUGGAGGAACCAAGAAAAAUGUAGAGACUGAAAGGGAUGAUCAUGUUGGUGCUCCUCAACCAUCAUACACUACCAAGAAAAAUGUAGAGACUGAAAGGGAUGAUCAUAUUGGUGCUCCUCAACCAUCAAACACUACCAUGGAAAAUGUAGAGAUUAAAAGGGAUGAUCAUAUUGGUACUUCUCAAUCAUCAAACACUACCAUUCCUUCCAUGUUCAAAGACUCCAAUAACACAGGAACCGAAGUUUCUGAGAAAGUUGAGAGUUCUGAGAGAAGAAAUGAGACCAAGAAUGCUGUAAGCUCUCAUUCUUCUUCUAAUGGAGAAAAUGGUUUGAAGGAGAAAGGGAGUGAUAGUAAAAAGGCACCGUCAAACAAGAAACAAACUGGGUUGAAGUUGAAGAAUGAAUGUGACCUAUUUGAUGGAAGGUGGGUGAGAGAUAAUUCUUACCCACUUUAUGCUCCAGGAACUUGUCCUUAUAUAGAUGAGCCUUUCGAUUGUUUCCACAACGGUAGGCCUGAUAAUGGUUACGAGAAGUACAGAUGGCAACCGAAAUAUUGCAAUGUCCCAAGGUUGGAUGGUAAGAAGAUGUUGAGAUUGUUGGCAGGAAAGCGUCUAGUUUUUGUUGGCGAUUCUCUCAAUAGGAAUAUGUGGGAGUCUUUGCUUUGUGUUCUUAGAAAUUCAGUGGAAGAUAAGAACAAAGUUUAUGAAGUCUCGGGCAGGCAAGAGUUCCGUACAGAGGACUCUUUCUCUUUCAUAUUCCAGGAUUAUAAUUGUUCAGUAGAGUUCUUUCAAUCACAAUUUAUAGUUCAAGAAUGGGAGGGGAAAGACAAAAAUGGAUCCAAAAAGGAAACCCUUCGCCUUGAUUUAAUGGAGAGUUCCGCGGAUAAAUACAAAGAUGCAGAUAUUCUCAUCUUCAACACAGGUCAUUGGUGGACUCAUGAGAAAACUUCCAACGGGUUGGGUUACUAUCAAGAAGGUAGUCAUGUCUAUGAUGAGUUGAAUGGCGAAGAGGCAUAUCGGAGGGCUUUAACAACAUGGGGAAGAUGGGUGGAUACCAAAGUAGAUCCUAAGAAAACUGCUGUUUUCUUCCGCGGCUAUUCACCUUCUCACUUUAGAGGUGGAGCAUGGAACUCUGGAGGGCAAUGCCAUGGCGAGACAAAGCCAACUACAGAAACUGAAUACGGAGGAGAAUAUUAUCCAUCACAAGUGAAGAUCUUGGACUCGGUGAUGAAGAAGAUGAUGACUCCAAUCUUCUAUCUGAACAUCACAGCAAUGACUGAUUUCCGGAAGGAUGCUCAUCCAUCGGUUUACAGAAUGCCCAAUUUAACUGCAGAGGAAAGAAAAGAGACUUCGAUCCAGGAUUGCAGCCACUGGUGCCUACCUGGUGUGCCUGAAACAUGGAACGAGCUUGUAUAUGCUCAACUCCUUAGACGCAACAUGAAGCAACAGAAGAAGAAGCAACAUAAACAGAAGCGUCAACAACAAAACUAGAGGACUCCCUUUUGAAACAUGGAGAAAAUACUCUGCUGUAUUCUUUAUUGGAAGUUUUGCUCAUCAAAAUAGAGAAGAUCCAACAAAACUCUUGAUUUGAUAGAUAUAGUACAUUGUACAGAUGUAUGUUAAGGGUAGUUUGUAUGUUUUUUCGUAUAUCAUGAUAAAUGAUACAGAUAGAGUUGCUCAAACUUCUAUUCUUCAAUUGGUUCACUGAGGUGAAGGUCUAGCCAUUUUUAAUGUUUGUCCUGUAAUACAAAAUUUUAUUA